AUUACCGGCGCAAGUAACAACUUGCGCGUCAGUUCUACUUGCACGCCGGCUCCACUUGCCUGUGUAAACACGUGACUUGCAGACCACUCCGACUUGUAAGCAAGUAAAGUGAGUGUUUAGUCGUGUUCCGGUGUGCUCUGUACAUUUGAGUUUAAGGUUAAUUUGUAUAUUUGUUAUAGUUGUAGUGGUUACUGAGUUGUCAUGGCUGAUACCAACGAGAACAAUGAAAGUGAUAAACCCGUGAUAGGAAAGGAGACUGUCAAGAAGGAAGGAAAAAAGGUAAAAAAGUAUGAUAAAUGGAACAUAAACAACAUUGAAACUUUUUUGGAACUGUAUGAGGGAUACCCUUGUUUAUGGGAUUAUAAAUUGGCGGAAUAUAAAGAUAGAAAUCUUAAAGAAGACGGCUGGUUACAGAUUGUAAAAGGAAUGAAUAUGCCAAACUUUACUGUUAAAGAUGCUAAAGAAAAGAUGCGAAGCCUGAGGAAUACAUAUUCAAACGAGCUAGUAAAAAUAACAAAAAGCAAGUCUUCAGGAAGUGGUUUAGAUGACGUAUACACACCGACACUGAGGUGGUUUCCAACAAUGGACCGCAUAUUAGGAGCAGUUGUGAAGACAAGAGAGAGCCAAGUAAUUGGAAUUCCAAAUGAAGAUGGUAAUAAGGUAGGCAUUAAGUUUUGUAAUGUAAGGUAACUUAAGCCUAAAUAACAACAUAAUGUAAAACGGUUUUUUCCAUUAACGUUUAUUUAAUCAAUGUUCAAAAUGAAACACAUUAUACAUACAGUUACAGUUACAUUAUACAUGUAUUG
This is a messenger RNA of Homalodisca vitripennis (glassy-winged sharpshooter), 806 nucleotides long. RefSeq lists its product as uncharacterized. Lineage: Eukaryota; Metazoa; Arthropoda; Insecta; Hemiptera; Cicadellidae. The record is from RefSeq and is a predicted model, not a curated record. The transcript has a single exon. The coding region runs from base 202 to 690 and encodes 162 amino acids.